Temnothorax curvispinosus is the source of this 4431-nucleotide messenger RNA. It is a transcript of the gene eys, whose product is annotated as protein eyes shut. Gene Ontology annotation, molecular function: calcium ion binding. Bases 1029 to 4388 code for a protein of 1119 amino acids. Gene Ontology annotation, cellular component: protein-containing complex; plasma membrane. Gene Ontology annotation, biological process: establishment or maintenance of epithelial cell apical/basal polarity; heterophilic cell-cell adhesion. The record is from RefSeq and is a predicted model, not a curated record. The transcript is spliced from 15 exons. Lineage: Eukaryota; Metazoa; Arthropoda; Insecta; Hymenoptera; Formicidae.
AUCAUCUCCAUUAUUAAGUUUUAUUUUUAUAAUAGUAACAUCAGAAUUAAUGUCGAUACGAUUGCUUCACGCAAGCGUACAGCAUGUAAUAGUUAUUUGUAUGGUUGAGCGUUGCUAAGACUACGGCUGAGUCCUCGUCAUCGACAGGGUAUCGUCAACGGCAUCGCCAAGAACAACGUGCAUACAACGUAUAUACACGGCCUAUGCCGCGCUAGCAAUAUAUGCCUACGGCAUACCAUAACUGUGUACAGAGAUUGUCAAAAGUGCCGUGUUCCUCGACGAGCCGCAUUCUCCCUUUUUUUUCUGUUGCCCACCGUCGCACAGAAAUGGGAAGCUAAUAACGCAAUGCCCAAAUUCACGAGAAAGGUCAUGGACGAACGUUGGCACAGUGACGUGACUCAAAACCGUAUUGCUCCAAUUUAAUCAAGUCAAGUAAUUUAUAUCGAAGAUACUAAUACUUGAAAACGCGUUCGAUUUCUCAAGUCUUAUACGAAUAUAUCUACAGAUGAAGAAUUCUAAUAUAUAAAUAUACUUAUAUUUGCUCGUUAUAAUCAAUUGUAAUAUUUCCAAUCCUUUUAAUAACUAAUGCAAUUUGUUAAUGAUAUAUUAAUUAAUAUGGAGACGUUCCCUUAGUCUAAUAAAGCUAUAAGUAUUAUUUAUGAAAUAUGAUUAGUACCUGAAGUGAAGUGUACCUUAUGUUGAAUGCAUUUGCAAGAUUACUGCAUCAUUCAACAUGAAACAAAUAGAUCUAUAUCUCGUUAAUUUACAUCAUGUAACGGCUAUAAACCUUCAUAUCCUAUUACACGACACAUAGUAAACGUUAACACAUAUGACAUACUCCAGCUCGCGUGCACACAUAUACACAUUUACAUAUUAGCGACAAAUCGACAUAUGUGUAUGUAUAUCAUGCUAUAAUCAUGCUGUAAAGGUAUGUAAGGCUACUUAGGCUGGCUUAUAAGUGGAGUUACUAUCCAUCAUCUUCGAGGACCGCGUGUAAAAAUAUUUUUACUCUGAUAGUACUGUCGACCAUGAUCACGGUGUUUGCAUUAGGAUCAGAUUGUAGCGGGGAUCCUUGCAUGUAUGGGAUCUGUUUGGAUAACGAGAACAGCACUUAUUCUUGUUAUUGCAUCGAUGGUUACACGGGAAUUAAUUGCGAAAUCAAUUGGGACGAAUGUUGGUCAGAUCCUUGUCUUAAUGGUGGCACAUGCAACGACGGUGUUGCCGCAUAUAACUGCACUUGCCUCGACGGUUUCGUAGGUGUGAAUUGCGAGCAAAGAUAUAGCGAGUGUUCGAACCAUCCGUGCCUCAAUAAUGGUACCUGCGUCGAUUACGACGGCAUCACUUGCCAAUGCCUGGAUGGAUACUCAGGUGCAACACGCGUGAUGAUAAACGCAGCUAAGAAAUUUCUAUAUCGUUAUUUUCUUGUUCUAUUUCCAGGAGAAUAUUGCGAGAUUGACGCCUCGGUCUGCAACGAGACAAUGUGCAAAAAUUCCGGCGAAUGCAUCGAAGGGCCCGGCUUCUCAUUCUAUUGUCGUUGUCGCGAAGGGUGGACCGGUAUUCUCUGCGAGGAGGACGUAGACGAAUGCUUGGAGUUACCAUGCAGAAACGGUGGUCUCUGCAUCAAUAUUCCAUCUUCCUACACUUGCGCUUGUUUAUUCGGUUUUACUGGCAAAGAUUGCGACAAGGCAAUUGUGCCAUGCAAGGAUAAUCCUUGUCAGAACGGAGCAGUGUGUCUACUGGAGGACGACCGUCCAGUUUGUUAUUGCGUGCCCGAUUAUCACGGUGCACUUUGCGAGCUAAGAUACGACGAUUGCGAAUCGAAAUUCGCUCAAUGUGACAACGGAGGUACCUGUAUCGAUGGUAUUAAUAGCUUCACUUGUUCGUGUCCACCGAAUUACGGUGGUCCCAUGUGCGAGUACAGUUUUCUCUCGACGACCACACUAGAAGUGGAAGACACAUCUGAACAGGGAACGAGUAUAGUUAGAGCUACAACUGCCGUAGUUUCGCCUAAAGAAUCAACUUCGAUAGUGGAUAUGUCUCUACCUUUAUCAUCCACAUCAACUAUUAGUUUUGCCGUUUACUCGACGACUCCGAAAAGUUCACCUUAUACAAAGAGAUAUACGAUUAUGGAGAAGACUACGACGCCGAGAUACGAGGGCGAGAGUUCUAGCGUUAGCGGUGAUAGUAGUGUUUUUCUUACUGAAGUUCCAUCAACAAGUCCGACUCGAGAUGAUUUCGUUACGUCGAAGCCUGUAACGGUGUCGUCCGCUGUUACCGAAGGCUACCUCUAUGAGACUGAAACAGAAAGUAUUGAAGUUUACUUGCCAACCGGGAGAUCGAUCCAUGACGGUGAAGUUACUAAGGCACCUGACUAUGAUCAGACAACAAAGAUACAUCCGCCGUUUUCUAGUAGAGUAGAUGAAGAUGUAACGGAGUACACGACAAGUUAUCGACCUACAAUGGAUAUGGGUGAAGGCCAAAAGGAUGAUAGGACUAAUGUCACAAGUGCCAUUAUGGAUCACGCUACUGAUGUAACACUUUCCAUUGAUACGACAUUCCGAUACAUGACUGAUUCUAUACAAAACAGAACGUUCGAUUUUGGAACUACGAUCAUGGACAUGCCAAGAACUGUUCUACCCUUAACUACCUCAUCGACACUGCCAUCGGUAUUAUCUUCGACCAUGAGAUUUGAUACUUCUACAGUACCUUCCCCGUUAACAUCCACCAGCGGAUCCUCGUUAAGCCAAACUACUGUUACUGGCAUCGAAAUGAAUACCACAGAAAUCGGUGCUUGUCGCGGAAAUCAGUGUUCCACGAGUACUACCGCGUUAACUCCGCGGAAUGUUACCGAAUAUGCCGACGGAUGCAAGACGGAUUCAACUAUCACACAAGCGGCCUUUAACGGCAAAUCUUUUGUCAGACAACGCGUCGAAGUAAUAAUUACUGAAAAUAAGAGCGCGACGCUCCGAAUUUAUCUUAAGCUUAGAACGGCAUUUAAAAAUGGAAUUAUAUUGCACGUUUACUUUGACAAUGAGAGAUAUUCUUUGGUAUACUUGGAACUUGGAUCGUUGAAGUUCCAGUUUUCUUGUGGCCUAGAAACUAUGUUACUCGGUGAAAUCGAUGCUAUUAUCGAUAAUGGAUACGAAGUGGGCAUCGAUAUGAGCUUUCAAUACGUUGCCAAUGACGAAAACGAGAAAUGUUUCGCCAAAUUGCUGGUGAAUGGCACUAUGGCCGUAACCGGCGAACAAAUACUGCCACAGCGAGGAAUGGUCCCAAAAUAUGCUAAUUUGUACAUAGGAGGCAUUCCAUUAACGUUCUCGCAUUAUUUCCCUCACGUAGCAAUGGGAUUCAUUGGUUGCAUGGAUUCCCUGAAGGUGAACGAUAUUACGCGACAUUUUAUUCACGAUUCCUUAGAAACAUUCCAGAUCGAAGAAUGCACGUCGUUUUUAUGUUUGUCGAAUCCGUGUCAGAAUUUCGGUGCGUGUGAAGAAAGCGAAGGAAGAAUUCGUUGCAAGUGUAUAGCGGGGUAUACUGGGCCUUUGUGUGAACAUUCGGCAUGCAACGACAAUCCCUGCUCAAUGGGUGCGACGUGCGUAAGCUCGCCGGGAACUGGUUUUAUUUGCGUUUGUCCGCUCGGCAGUCACGGGCUUUUCUGCGAAGAAGAUGCCAUUCUAGUGCGGCCGGCUUUCUCGGUCCUUGUCCCCGGUUUCGCGUCGUACAUCGCUUACGGCGUGACUACUUCGAUAAAGGACACAAUGGAGCUGAAGCUGCGACUCAUCCCGCGCACGUUUGAUCAAAUCUCCCUGAUAGCGUACCUCGGACAGAGAAGCUCGCGCCGUGAUGUCUCGGACCAUCUUUCGAUAACGUUUGUGCGCGGCUACAUUAUGCUUACGUGGGAUUUGGGCUCUGGAGUACGAAGAAUCUUCACUAGCGAUUCGUUGACCUCUCUGAGUGUGGCAGGAUCGGCUGGUAAAAGUAAAACGUAUACCCUUCGAAUCGGAAGGAGAGGCAAGGAAGCGUGGCUCGCUGUAGAGGGUCUCAAAAACGUGACUGGUCAGGCAGUAGGAUCUAUGACUCAACUUGACGUAUCGCCUAUUCUCUAUAUCGGUGGUUACAAAUCCAAAAACUUUGAUACGUUGCCGCACGACCUACCCCUCCAUACCGGCUUCUCCGGAUGUAUAUUCGACGUUGAAUUGCGCACAGACACAACGAUUCUUCCGUUAACCGGCUCUAGUCCUGCCACUGGCCGCGGUGUAGGCGAAUGCAAUCGCAAUGAAUGCAUUCGCCACUCGUGCAAGAACGGUGCGGUGUGUUUACAUCACGGAGCAUCGUAUAGUUGCAUUUGUACAAAGGAAUGGGUUGGGCCUGAUUGUUCCAUUCCUAUCUAAUUCGUCGCUGGAAACGAUCUUCUAGAUGCGCGUAGAAGAUCUC